CUCAACGGUCCUCACACAACAAGAUGAGGAUCGGGAACCCUAAUCUUACAGGCUCGCCCGUUCGAGAUUAUGCUAGUGGUUUAGCUCAGCGAGUCGAUGCGAUCCGGCGGACGGAAGCGCGAUACGACAAGGCUAAAACUACACUAAAGGAGCUAACAAGAUUAGUUUUAGAAGACGCGAGUGCGAGUGCGCCACACAGGGGUUGUAAGCCAUCAAUCCUUGACGACGUGCAUCGAGAGGAGGAAGCCUCCACAAGCGAAAGGUUCCCUGAAAUGGUCCGACUGUCUCCCCAAGAGGAUGAUGGAAGCACCCACUCGGACCGUGCUGAUGACAAAGACGGGCUGCUCGAUAUAGACCAGGCGAUAGCGCUAAAGCGUCAAAAAGCUAGCGAGG
Molecule: messenger RNA, 393 nt
Organism: Amoebophrya sp. A25
Lineage: Eukaryota; Dinophyceae; Syndiniales; Amoebophryaceae
Source: the annotation of a GenBank genome assembly